Amoebophrya sp. A120 is the source of this 1439-nucleotide messenger RNA. Lineage: Eukaryota; Dinophyceae; Syndiniales; Amoebophryaceae. The record is from the annotation of a GenBank genome assembly.
CUUGGUCUUAAGCGAACACAUAAUUCUGCACAGAGUGAAGUAAAUGUUUCCAGGUACAACUUACAACUUACCGCUAGCCCUUUCACGUAAAUAGAGGUAUAAUGUGCUGCAUGUAGCAAAAAUGGUGACAGUUGUGACUCUUUUCAACAGCAUUGCAUGAUCAGGAUUACGAAUUUAUUUGUUUUCUAGGCCAUACUUUCAUUUUGAAAUUGUAGGUCUAGCUGUAGAGGUUCUAUUUUUCGACUAGAAGGCAGCGCCAUGGCAACUUCCGCGACAAGUGCGUCCUUGCGGCGGAAACAGCGAAGUAUCAAAUGUAAAAAUAUCUGGGUCUGGAAGAUUCUGAGACUUGUCAUGCAUGUUUUGCAUGGGCCGCAAUGUCUGUGAUGCACGCCCUAGCAUCACAGAUUUUUUGAGGGCUUCGCGAUGCCUAUUCCGCAUGACAAAUGCCCUCUCCGCGUACCAAAAAUUACAUUCCCUUUGCUGCUCAUGCAAUACAGAUUUUUUUGGAAUCCAAAUUCAGCAUCACAAGUUGCAUUCUUCCAGACCCAGACAUUUUUACAUUUGAUACGAAGCUCGCAGGAGCAAUCGCUGUUGAAGGCGGAAGAAUUCCUGGAGGAGAAGAUGAAGCAAGACCUGCAGCUAUCCUGACUAAAAACGUACCCACACCAGAGUCAAGAUGGGGAAUCGGCUAGACAAAUCCACAAGUUUUGGCUGUUUUGCAUGACAAAUUUGGAUUCGUAGUGUAGUGCUGUUUGAGCUAGCUAAGCAGCAUCACAGAUCUAGCAUACCAUGCUGAUUGGAGCAUGACAAAUUGCAAAACACGACUAGAAAAUGCUUCUCAUGGGUCUCCGCAUGAGAAACAUUUUCAGCAUGCAGAUUUGCAUUACAACCCUGGCGUGGGUACGUUUAUUUUUACUCAGGAUAGCAGCGGCAAAUCGACCGGUCCAGAAGCCUGGCCGACCGCAUAUCCGAGCUGCAAAGGCAACGAAGCCAGCUGGAGGACCUGAACCGGCAGCACAAACUUGAUUGGAGCCAGGAUUGCUUCGAGAUGGAGAUGCUCGUGAACCUCGGGAUCUCCACCGUGUUCGCGAAGGCCAAAGUGCCCGACUGCCGAAAGCUUUUCGUAGAGUGCGGACUUGGGUUUCACGUGGAAAUGGACCUACCGCAGGCCAUCGCGUUUCUGGAGAAAAAGGAAGCCUUCCUCAGGGAAAAAUUCGAUCGGGAAAUGCAAGAAACAUGUCGUCUCAAAACCCAGGUGCACGAAAUGCUCUUCCAUAUCCAGUCUUUACAGCAAGCGUUGUUGCACAACCAGUAACCAAAUGGAUACGCGGCUUGCGAUUCCAUCCAUACCUCUCUAUCUUCCGUACUUUUUUUCGAGUCGUUCCGCGACAUUACAAGACUAUGAAGCCGAAAAAAGAACUGGCCUACCGACUCUACCC